CAUCCGAUCCUCCAGUCCCCGGGGGCAAAGUGUGGGAAGUACGAGUUUCCGCUGAGUUUUCUCGGCGACUUUCGGAGCUUGUCUUUCUCCGCGUCUCCCCAAACCCACCACCCACCCGCCAGCCCGCCUCUGUGCAGGGGGAGCGAGCCUACAGACCAGCAGCGCGGGCGGGAAGGAGCCCUCCAGCCCCGUUCAACAAGUAGCAAUGCCGGGCCGGGACCCUGCCCCGCAGCCCAGAGGAGGGGCCGAGUAGCGGGCGCCGGGCGGGGGGGGGGGAUGCAGGAGAGACACAAAGGCGGCGGGGGAAGGAGCCCGCAGCUUGUCCCGGCAUGGAGCCGCGGCGCGGGGCCUGCCUGAUGCUGCUGCAGCUCCUGCUGCUGCCCGCCGUCCGGCCGCUGUGCCCGGAGCCCUGUGACUGCCAGCAGCAGCGGCACGUCGUGUGCACCAACCGCGGGCUGCGGGCCGUGCCGCACCCGCCCGCCGCCGCGCAGGACGUGCUGACCUACAGCCUGGGCGGCAACUUCAUCGCCAACGUGUCGGCCGCCGACUUCCAGCGCCUGGUCGGGCUGCAGCGCCUGGACCUGCAGUACAACCGCAUCCGCUGGCUGCAGCCGGCGGCCUUCGAGCGCCUGGGCCGCCUGGAGGAGCUGUAUCUGGGCAACAACCUGCUGGCGGCGCUGCCCCCCGGCGCCCUGGGCGGCCUGGCGCGGCUGCGCAUUCUCUACGUGAACGCCAACCAGCUGCGCCGCCUCAGCGCCGCCGCCUUCACCGGCCUGGGCAGCCUGGUUAAGCUGCGCCUAGACGGCAACGCGCUGGGCGCGCUAGGCGAGGCGGGCUUCGCGGGGCUGCCCAACCUGCUCUACCUGCACCUGGAGUCCAACCGCAUCCGCUGGCUCGGCCGCGGCGCCUUCACCGGCCUGGCCAAGCUGCGCUUCCUCGACCUGUCGGGCAACCCGCAGCGCGCCCUGCGCCAACCUGCCGCCUUCGCCCCGCUGCGCUCGCUGCACACGCUGCUGCUGGGCAGCAACCGGCUGCAGCGCCUGGGCGGCGCGCCCUUCCGCCACCUGCCCGGCCUGGCCACGCUGUCGCUCAGCGGCAACCGCCUGGUGCACCUGGAGAAGGUGCUGGGGCGGCGGCGGCGCAAGGCGGCGCCCGUCCACGUGCGUCACGUCUACUCCACGCGCCGGCCGCUGCGCUCCACCGGCACCGGCGUCUCCGCUGACUUCUCCGGCUUCCAAGCGCCGCGCCCGGGCCGCGGGGCCGCCGCCGCCGCCUGCGCGCUCAGCGAGGCCGACCUCAUGGACUUCCCCUGCGAGCGCUUCCUCGACAGCGGCGGCGGCGUUGGCGCCCGCCACGGCGACGAGCACCUGCUGCAGCGCUUCGCCGACUGA
Gavialis gangeticus (Gharial) is the source of this 1391-nucleotide messenger RNA. RefSeq names its product TLR4 interactor with leucine rich repeats (gene TRIL). NCBI's taxonomy places the organism in Eukaryota, Metazoa, Chordata, Crocodylia, Gavialidae. The record is from RefSeq and is a predicted model, not a curated record. The transcript is spliced from 2 exons. The coding region runs from base 330 to 1391 and encodes 353 amino acids. Gene Ontology annotation, molecular function: protein binding. Gene Ontology annotation, cellular component: extracellular matrix.